Closterium sp. Naga37s-1 is the source of this 5022-nucleotide messenger RNA. NCBI's taxonomy places the organism in Eukaryota, Viridiplantae, Streptophyta, Zygnematophyceae, Desmidiales, Closteriaceae. The record is from the annotation of a GenBank genome assembly.
AUGGACCAAAAUAACCCAGUCCCAGGAGUGCAGAUCUUCCUUUUCUCCGACUCCGUUCAAAAGAUUCCCACCUGCCCGGCCGGCCCGGGCAGCUCUCCGCUGCCCGGAAAAACUCCGCUCUGCCACACCACCACGGCAGCGGACGGGCGGUUCUCGUUCCGCGAGCUGCCAUGUGGCGCGUUCUCAUUGGUCCCCCAGUACAAGGGCGAGGCAACGGUGUUUGAGAUGGCACCCAAGGAGAUGGCAGUGGCGGUGGGGCAUGCUGAUGCUGCUACAGCAGAGCCGUUCCAGGGAGAGGCAAUGGUGUUUGAGAUGGCGCCCAAGGAGAUGGGGGUGGCGGUGGGGCAUGCUGAUGCUGCUACAGCAGAGCCGUUCCAGGAGAUGGGGGUGGCGGUGGGGCAUGCUGACGCCGCUGCUGCUGCAGAGCCGCUCCAGCCUUCCUCCUCUCUCCCUCCCCUCUCCCUUCUCUCUUCCUCCCCUCUCCCUCCUCUCUCCCUCCUCUCUCCAUCUCUUUCCCUGCAUGGACGCUGGUUGUCCGUCCGCGGGUUCUCUGUAUCUGGACGCGUCGUGGACAUGGCAGGGGAGGGCGUGGAGGGAGCAACAGAGAGGAAUUGUAACUUCCCAGUAACCCUCGUCCUCUCUCCCCCCUCUCUCGCCCCUUCUCUUUCCCCCAGGUCUGCGGGUUCUCUGUAUCUGGACGCGUGGAGGACAGCGCAGGGGAGGGUGUGUGGAGGGAGCAACAGAGGAACUGUCUGCGGGUUCUCUGUAUCUGGACGCGUGGAGGACAGCGCAGGGGAGGGUGUGUGGAGGGAGCAACAGAGGAACUGUAACUUCCCAGUAACCCUCGUCCUCUCUCCCCCCUCUCUCGCCCCUUCUCUUUCCCCCAGGUCUGCGGGUUCUCUGUAUCUGGACGCGUGGAGGACAGCGCAGGGGAGGGUGUGUGGAGGGAGCAACAGAGGAACUGUCUGCGGGUUCUCUGUAUCUGGACGCGUGGAGGACAGCGCAGGGGAGGGUGUGUGGAGGGAGCAACAGAGGAACUGUAACUUCCCAGUAACCCUCGUCCUCUCUCCCCUCUCUCUCGCCCCUUCUCUUUCCCCCAGGUCUGCGGGUUCUCUGUAUCUGGACGCGUGGAGGACAGUGCAGGGGAGUGGAGGGAGCAACAGAGGAACUGUCCGCGGGUUCUCUGUAUCUGGACGCAUGGAGGACAGUGCAGGGGAGGGCGUGGAGGGAGCAACAGUGCUGCUCAACGGCCAGCCGCGCGCCGUCACAGACGCCCAGGGACAGUACAGCCUGCACCAGAUAACACCGGGCCAGUACGCCCUGUCCGCCACCAAAACCUCCACUUGCCAUCUGAUUCCAGUGCUUCCCUUACCCACCUGCCUCUCUUCCCCCAACAAGCAGGGUCAGUACAGCCUGCACCAGAUAACAUCAGGCCAGUACGCCCUGUCCGCCACCAAGCCGCGCUACGCCUUCACGCCCCUCCCCGCCCUCUCCAUCGUCCCCUCCGCCUCCCUCCUGCCCCCUCUCCGCGCCUCGCACUACGAGCUGUGUGUCGCCACGCUAUUGGACGACGGGUCGGCGUUCCAAGCGGGCGGCAGACAGGUGGCGCUGACUGGACGGGGAGGGGAGGAGGUGGUGCCUCAGGCGAAGAAGACGGAUGCUGAUGGGAGAGUGUGCUUUAUGUCGGCGUUCCAAGCGGGCGGCAGGCAGGUGGCGCUGACUGGAUGGGGAGGGGAGGAGGUGUCGCCGCAAGCCAAGAAGACAGAUGCAGAUGGGAAAGUGUGCCUCAUGCAUUCUACAAAAAACGGGAACCGAUGUGAAUGGGAGUGUGAAUGGGAGGAGGGUGUGUUUAGUGGUUCUCCCAGGUACCUACCAGCUCGCCCCCUUUUGCUCGCCCCCAACGUGCCACCAGCAGGGGCAGCAGCAGGGAUGUACCUCCUCCUCCUCGCCCCUUCACGUGAUAAAAGAGAGUUCUUGAGACCUCCCCCCCAGGCACCUAUCAGCUCGCCCGACACGUCGUACCAGUGGAGGCAGCAGCAGGGCCCGCCUUCCCCCCUUUCCUUCGCCACCGCUUUUGAGUCGACUCAAAAGCAGCAGGGCCCGCCUUCCCCCCUUUCCUUCGCCACCGCUUUUGAGUCGACUCAAAAGCAGCAGGGCCCGCCUUCCCCCCUUUCCUUCGCCACCGCUUUUGAGUCGACUCAAAAGCAGCAGGGCCCGCCUUCCCCCCUUUCCUUUGCCACCGCUUUACAUUCCUUUGUUGCUCCCCUGUCUUCCCUCCAGGUCCCUCCAGGCACCUAUCAGCUCGCCCCACACGUCCUACCGGCUGAGGCAGCAGCAGGGCUGGCCUUCGCCCCUGCCCUCGCCACCGUUACAGUCACAUCCAAGCCUGUCACAGGAGUCUCCUUCAACCAAUCGCAUCUCUCCGUUUCCGGCCGCGUGAUCUGCAUCGACGGCUGCGAUCGCUCCGUCCGAGUCUCCCUCGCUCGCAUCGGACCAUUGACGGGAUCUGCUGAUUCUGCUGCUGCUGCCGCUGCUGCUGCCGGCGCUGCUUCUCGAUCGGUUUUCUUGAAGGAGAAAGAUGGGUCGUUUCUGUUUGAGAAAGUGGUACCUGGGAAAUACAGAAUCGAGGCGUCCAAGCAGGCAUCCAAGCAGGUGAUUCAGGGGAGUGACAUGGCGGGCGACGAGUGGUGCUGGAAGACACAGUCCGCUGAUGUGGCGGUCUCCGAUUCGUCCGUGGUGGGCGUGGCGCUGGAGCAGAGCGGAUGGAGGGUGGAGAUCGACGCAGCGAUGGAGGAUACAGUCAGCAUGGUGCACGGGGAGACGGCCCUGCCUGCUGUCAAGCUCAAGAAGGGGCUGCAGCACGUGUGUGUGGCAGCCAGUGGCAGCUACAGCCUGCGCUUCCCUGACUCGUGCGUCAUGUACGGCGAGGAGGGUGUUUACUACCACACGCAGGAGGUGAAGGUGAUUCGUCUGCGCCCAUCAGCCUACAGGGUCUCAGGGCUAGUCCGAGUGAACGCCUCCCUCUUCCCCUCUGCAGCCUCCGUCGCCCCCCACGCCUCUGCCCGCCUCUUCAGCCCCACCAACGGCUCCCUGCUCUCCCGCACGCCUCUCUCCCUCGUCUCUGCCCCCAAUGCCACACACCCGGUGGCGGUGUAUGCGCAAGAGCAUUGGGUGGCAGGAGGGGGAGAGCUGCUGCUGGGGUGGUAUCACGAUGGAGGGGUGGGAGAUGAUGGAUCGACCCUGGAUGAUGUUGCUGAUGCCCUCAAAAGCGCGCACAUUUCUACAUUGGAGCGAGAGGAGCCCCCGCCAAAGGCAGAUGCCUCGCCGGUCUUCCCGCCUCCCAGGCGCCUGCUCUUCUACCCGCGCUCUCUCAAGGUGCAAGUGGCUCCCCUGCAGUGUCCCCCUCCCCUGCCUACCGUCGACGCUCGCCGCGGCCUUUACCUCACAGGCUGGCUGUUCCCCCCUCUGCCACGUGUCAACGUGUCAGUGGUCGCUGACGCUGACAGUGCGAACGCGGGAUGGCAGAAGGGGCAGAUGGUGAUGUGGGCUGAGACUGUGGGGCGGGUGAGGGGGGUGGAAGGGGAGGGGAGUGCGGAGGGGAGUGCGGAGGGGAGUGGGGAGAGGAGGCAGCAUGGAGGGGUGGAAGGGGAGAUGUUUGUGGUGGGGCCGUUGAACGACGACGCCACUUACCAUGUGGAGCUGCAAAAGACUGGCUACGUUUUCAAGGCGCUAGGAGACAACUCGUUUGAAGCACAAAAGCUCGCUUCAAUCACCGUCAAAAUCGCCACGUCAGCAGAAAUUUCCACGGCCAAUGAGCCGCUGCCAUCUGUCCUCCUCUCACUCACCGGAGACGCCAGCUUUAGGCGCAAUGAGGCGACAUCACCCGGGCAAAAUGUUUUCGCAUUCGAGGGUUUGUUUCCGGGCAGCUACUACCUGCGGCCGGUGCUGAAGGAGUAUGAGUUUUCGCCGGCUGCCCGCCCAAUCAAUUUGCAGUCCGGGCAGGAGGUGGACGUGGCGUUCACUGCAAAGAGAGUUGCCUUCAGUGUGCUGGGUUCGGUGCAUUCUUUGUCAGGAGCGCCACAGGCAGGCGUGCAGGUGGAGGCGAGGGAGGUGGUAUCUGGGGGAGGCGGAUCACAGUCAUCUCACUACGAGAUGGCUGUCACAAACGAGGAUGGGGAGUACAGGCUGAGAGGGCUGCGGCCGGGUGGGUCUUAUCUGGUGGAGGUGGCAGUGAGGGCAGGUGCUGCUAAGGACUCCACCUCACUCCCUCGAUUCGAGCGUGCAUCACCGAACCAGGCUCUGCUGACAAUCACAGGCGAUGUCCCAGACGUCAACUUUGUGGUCUUCAACUCGCCCCCGGGUGUGACUAUAACGGGGGCAGUGAGCGGCAGAGACACAGCCAAGUGGUUGCCGAACCUCUUUGUCGAUCUCUUCCCGAGCGUGACUGUACCCGCAAGUGACAAUAACGAGGGGACUGGUACGAGCAGCAGCAGCAGCAGCACCAAUGGCGCGGCAGCAGGAGCAGAUGGAAGCUUCGAGGAAGCUUCCACUCUCCUCGUCUUCUCUUCCACUCCCAUUCGCUCCAUCCCCAUCCCGCUCUCGCGAUUCUUCGAGUUUCGCGACCUGCCCAGGGGCAUGUACCUCGUGAAACUGCGUCUCGGGCUGCCCGGAAAAUCUCACGUGUUUGAGAGCGAGGGCAGGGAGGUGGAUGUGAGGGAGGCGGUAACAGCUCAUGCGGGGACGCUGCGUUUCCGGGCCGAGGAGCGUAGAUCAAAUGAGGACCUUGCACCAACCCCCCUUCUCCCAGUGCUGCUUGCAAUUGCAGUCAUCUCGGUUGUUGCAUCUCUGCCCAAGCUGCAGCAAUUGGCUGCAGGAGUGGCAGCCACUGGGGGUACGACACCUGGCUCAGCAGCUGGCGACAGCUCAGCAGCACCAGGCGCUGCUGGUGGGUGGGGAGCCUCCGGCGCAGAUUCCCGUGGGAAGAAUGAGGUCCGGAAGCCUCAUGUACGCCGGCGAGCAUAA